This is a messenger RNA of Penicillium antarcticum, 1380 nucleotides long. RefSeq lists its product as uncharacterized. The transcript is spliced from 3 exons. Gene Ontology annotation, cellular component: Golgi apparatus; TRAPP complex. The record is from RefSeq and is a predicted model, not a curated record. Gene Ontology annotation, molecular function: protein binding. The annotation marks the transcript as partial. Lineage: Eukaryota; Fungi; Ascomycota; Eurotiomycetes; Eurotiales; Aspergillaceae.
CCACUUCAUUCCUCGUCAAUAUCCCCAAAUUGCCCCUUACUGAUUACCCGUGCAGCUUCUCGGCCCCGCAGCUCAACGAGAGGACCUCUAGAUGCAUCAGAUGAUCCACUCGCCCCAUCCAGCUUGCCCACUUCGCCAACCAAACGCAAAUCAAUGCUUGCUUCAGAUCAUUUCACCGGGGCAUCUUUCCACGAGCUAGAUCCGCUCGCCCCAGAUGAUUUACCAGAAACCUUAGGGAAAGACCUAUCUUUCCUUCUUCGACAUAAUAUCUACCAUACUCUCUCACAUAUUGAUAUCCCGCCUUCGCUGCGCUCCGAUUUCAUUAUUCUUAAUCCGGGAGAACCCCUAUCAACCUCACUUGGCGCCCUCGAGAAGGUAGUGGCUGAGGGCCGGUUCCUUAUUGCGGCGCAUUUCUCUGCGGCCAUUUUGACGUCCUCACUGAUCUCCCCGACGGAUGUUAAACUCAUUUUCUCCCUGUUUUACACACGACUGGCAUGUUUGGAGCUGUCGGGGAAUACAAUCCUUGCGGCACAGGAAUCGAAGGCUCUCGAAGAUUUGAGCUCGGCAUUCUACUAUAUUGACCUCAUGUUGGACAAGCCCGGGACUGCUCAAAAUGAUGAUAAUGAACCAACCCAUAUCCGUGCGCCGAAUCUUCGCCACAUCGUCCCAUGGCCUCUUCGCGUGCUCGCUGUACGACUCCAGAGUAUUGGCUUUGGUGACUCACGCAGAAGCAUUGGUGGGCUGUAUGAAAUUGGCUUGGAAGCUCGAAAGGAAAUUAUGCGCCCCGAAACCAGUGAGGACGAGCGGAAAUUAUGGAGAGAAAGAUUGGCAGACCUUGGUGUCAGAAGCGUGAAUUCAUUGAUAGAGAUGGGUGAUUUCGAUACAGCAAGACGAUCUCUCGAGGCCUUGCAGGCACCUGGGUCAGAGACUGAGACCACAAAAUUCAGGAGAGCAUUAUUGCUACUACGGAUUGGUGAUCUUGAUGCGGCAAGCCAGGUAUUUGGAGGGUCCAAAGACACCAAGGAGGCAGCUCUAUUGGAGCCUCUGUUGAGUAUGGCGGAAGGUCGUUACUCAGAUGCAGUAGCUCACUGGCGCGCCCUUGGCGAAGAUAAGACGCGGACAGAUAGGGCUCUGGUGGCUCAGAACAUGGCAGUUUGUCUACUUUACACCGGCCAAUUGGAUGAGUCCCGUCAGCUUCUUGAGGCUCAAGUCUCGGCCAACCAUUCUUUUGCGGGGUUGAUCUUUAACAUGGCAACGGUCUACGAAUUGUGCUCCGACAAUGCAGGUCAUAUGAAGGGGCAGUUAGCUGACACGAUCUCUAAGCAACUUGUCACAGGACACACUAAUCUAGAUCGACCAAACUCGGAUCUAAAAUUAUAA